GAACGGCUCCCUACCAGCUACAUCGAAACCCUCAGUAGCAAAGAUAAGACGGACGCGUUGCGCGCUUGCCUGCUUGUGUACAUCCUCACAGCUACAACCAUUGUUCCCCGACAAUUUCAGCUAGAAGCUGUUCUCGCAACGUUGAACGGCCGCGACAGCAUAAUUACAGCUGGUACAGGCUGUGGAAAGACCUUGUGUCUCAUCAUUCCUAAUCUACUUCGUCCGGACACUAUCAGUGUGACAAUUUCACCUUUGAAACGUCUCCAGAUCACACAGGUCAAUGAAUGCAUGAAAUACGGUAUAUCUACAAUAUCAAUUAAUGAAGACACCCCGAACGACACAUCACUUUGGCAG
Suillus fuscotomentosus is the source of this 354-nucleotide messenger RNA. RefSeq lists its product as uncharacterized. Lineage: Eukaryota; Fungi; Basidiomycota; Agaricomycetes; Boletales; Suillaceae. Gene Ontology annotation, molecular function: nucleic acid binding; ATP binding. The transcript is spliced from 2 exons. The record is from RefSeq and is a predicted model, not a curated record. The annotation marks the transcript as partial.